This is a messenger RNA of Darwinula stevensoni, 2707 nucleotides long. The record is from the annotation of a GenBank genome assembly. Lineage: Eukaryota; Metazoa; Arthropoda; Ostracoda; Podocopida; Darwinulidae.
AUGCGUCCUGGGGCGAAAAAAAAGGGGAUGGAAACGAGACGUCGCCUGAUUCCGGCUCGGGCAGUGGAGGCAGCAGCACACUGCGACUGUUCAUUCCCAAGCUCGAAGAUGCCUUCCCUUCUCGCCGUUCUCGUCCUCUCUGCCUGCCUCUGCGUUUCACAGUGCGGACGGUACCGGACUCCCUUCAAGCGUGCCUUCCCGGUUCACCCGACCCUCCACGGCGACCCCCUUCCCGGCGACCCCCUCCCCGGCGACCCCCUCUACCUCACCCCGUACAUCGAGCAGGGAAAAGCCGCGGAGGCCCGGCAAAAGAGCGCAGUCACGCUCGACGUGCAGGGACGGAAGGUCCCGGCCGGGCACGCCGGCUUCUUCACGGUCAACAAGGAACACAAAUCCAAUCUCUUCUUCUGGUUCUUCCCCAAGCAACACGACCCGGAAGGAGCGCCUCUUCUCCUAUGGCUCCAGGGUGGCCCCGGGGGAUCCUCCAUGUUCGGGCUCUUCAACGAGCACGGGCCGUUCGCGAUCGCGAGCAAUUUGAGCCUCGUGAUGAGGGAUGAGUCUUGGGGGAACAAUCAUCAUUUGCUCUACAUCGAUAAUCCCGUCGGGACAGGGUUCAGCUUCACCGAGAACGACGCCGGAUACGCCCGUAACGAAGCGGACGUGGCGCGAGACCUCCACGAGGCGAUGCGACAGUUCUUCAUCGUGUUCGACGCUCAAGCCAAGGCGGACUUCUACGUCACCGGAGAGUCCUACGCCGGGAAGUACGUGCCGGCACUGGUGCACGAGAUCCACCGUCGCAACGAAGACCCCAAGGCCCGGAAGAUGAAUCUUAAGGGCAUGGCGAUCGGGGACGGGUUCUCGGAUCCAUACAGCAUGACCAACUACGGCGACUACCUCUACCAGAUCGGGAUGAUCGGGCGGAAGGAGCUGGCGCACUUCGACGAGGUGGAGCAGAUGGCCAGGAAGCUCAUUCAGUUGAAGGAGUGGAAAAAGGCUUUCCAGGUGUUUGAUGCCCUGCUGGACGGCGACAAGAUCGACGGCCCGAGCUACUUCACCAACGUGACGGGAUCCACGUACUACUUCAACUUCCUCCAGAUGUCGGAACCGCCGGAGUUCGGGUACUACCCGAAGUACCUGAACCGGGGGGAGGUCCGCGCGGCCAUCCACGUCGGGGACCGGCCGUUCAACAACGGGUCGGCGGUGGAGGACUUCCUGCUGGAGGACAUCAUGCAGUCGGCGAAGCCGGACGUGGAGGCUAUCCUGGACGCCGGAUACAAAGUCCUGCUCUACGGGGGCCAGCUCGACAUCAUCGUCGCGUAUCCGCUGACGGUGAACUUCGUGGCGAGUCUCGAGUGGAAGCACGCCGCGGAGUUCGCUGGGGCGGCGAGGCGGCCCUGGCGCGUGGGGGAGGAGGUGGCCGGAUACGUCCAGGAGUGGGGGAACCUCAAGUUGGUGAUGGUGAGGGGGGCGGGGCACAUGGUGCCGUACGAUCAGCCGAAAUGGGCGUUCGAUAUGAUUUCGAGGGUGUACGCGGCGGUGAGCGAGAAGCAGUUGCUCUUCUACGCCAUGGCGGAUGACGUGAUGCCGGUGGAGGCGGUGCCGCUGGGGCUCGCGAGGGUCCGAAGGGAGCCAGACUGCACCAUUCGGAUCUGCAGUGGAGUUCCGGAGGAAGAGACGAUCCUAUUGGUGGAGAAGGAGGAGGAGGCACGCGAUUGGCUGGACGCCCUGACGUCAUCGACCUCCCCGUCGCUCCAGGGUCUGAAUCUGGAGACGGGCGCGACCGCUCCAGUGUCCCUCGGGGUGCCGUCGAGUGCAAAUGGGCCGUCGAGGCGGCGGAGGCAGCGUCCGACGACCCUGGUGUCGAGCGUGGGAGAAAUCUCGAACCGAUACGAGCGGGCCCAGAUCGCCGCCCAGCAAGAAGGCCUUCGCCGGGCCAUCCUCCUCAAACAACGAAAAUACUCCACCGCCCUCAAGGUAAAAAAAAACCACAACCACAACCACAACCUCGACCUCAACCGCCCUCAACCCCUCCCACAGGUGGAAAACCUCGAGAAGAGCCUCGGCACCGGCAAGGUGAAGUUCUCGGAGACGGAGAUCGAAGCCCUGAAGACCCGCCUGGAGUCCCUGGACGAGGAACUCGGCGAGACGGAGAAGCUGACGAAGGCGGCCGUGACGAGACUCGCCACCAAGCAGGCUUCUCAUCUUCAGACCAUUCAGCACUUGGGAGCCCUGGAAACCGAGGCAACGAAAUUCAACCGCUCCCCCUCGCACCCACCCCAGAUCCUCGUCACCUGUUCCACGGAAGACUUGCGAUCGCGGCGCCGCCGCGGAAGCCUGGAGGACGUCGCGACCUCCCCCACGGUCGCGACGCUCUUCCGCCGCUCCAGCGGCUCCGAGGUGGAAAACCAGGUCGGGUUCUCGAUGCAGAUGGCGCUGGAGCUCGGCACGGCGCUCAUGGGCGACCCGGCGGGCCCGGUCGACCCGGUCGAGGAAGACUUGCUCGGCGGAAAUAUCUCUGGGUGGGCGCAGCGGGAGAUCCGAGCGUUCGAGCAGAUGGCUCGCGAUUAUUUUCGGCGGGCGGGUCAGUAUCAUCUCUGCGAUUCCUUUCCGCAUUUCUCGGUGUCGCCGGGUAUGUUUGAUCAGUUCUGAUUCACGUCUGAUUCACAUCUGAUUCACGUCUGAUUCACGUCUGAUUCACGUCUGAUCC